Molecule: messenger RNA, 15139 nt
Organism: Musa acuminata subsp. malaccensis (wild Malaysian banana)
Lineage: Eukaryota; Viridiplantae; Streptophyta; Magnoliopsida; Zingiberales; Musaceae
Source: RefSeq, a predicted model, not a curated record
CCUCCUUCGUCUUCUUCUUCUUCUUCUUCUACUUCUUCUUCUACCCCAAGGAAAGGCCGAAAGAAAUCGCUCGCCCACCUCGACGACGUCCCUUCGAUCCGUCGUCGUCGUCGUCCUCCUCCUCCCUGCUGUAGGGUUUCUUCUUCCCGCGAUGCCGGCUCGCUCCUCCUCCUCCUUCUGUCGAUCCUAAACGAAACCCUAACGUCUUCUCCCUUCUCGAUCGGGGGAGAGGGGACGGAUGGAGCCCUCCGUCCAUCCCGACCUCCACCUGCUCGAGGAUUUCGGGCAGCGGGUCGACCUCACCAGGCGCAUCCGCGAGAUCUUGAUCAACUACCCCGAGGGUACUACCGUGCUGAAGGAGCUCAUCCAGAACGCGGACGACGCUGGGGCCACCAGGAUCUGCUUCUGCCUCGACCGCCGAUCCCACGGCGCCGAGUCCCUCCUCUCCCCCAAUCUUGCGCAGUGGCAGGGGCCCGCGCUCCUUGCCUACAAUGACGCCGUCUUCACGGAGGAUGACUUCAUCUCCAUCUCCAGGAUCGGCGACAGCAAGAAGCAAUCUCAGACCUGGAAGACCGGCCGCUUUGGGGUGGGUUUUAACUCGGUGUACCAUCUGACUGACUUGCCAUCUUUCGUGAGUGACAAAUAUGUUGUCUUAUUUGAUCCACAAGGUGAAUAUCUUCCGAAUGUUUCAGCAGCAAAUCCUGGAAAGCGUCUUGAUUAUGUUAGUACUUCAGCCAUAUCACUGUAUAAAGAUCAGUUUUUGCCCUAUUGUGCAUUUGGAUGUGACAUGAAAAAGCCUUUUCCUGGAACUCUAUUUCGCUUCCCUUUGAGGAAUGCAGACCAGGUAGCUGCUAGUAGGCUCUCUCGGCAAGCAUACUUGGAAGAUGAUAUUUCUGUCAUGUUUUUGCAACUUUACAAGGAAGCUGUUUUCUCUCUUCUUUUUCUCAAAAACAUCAUUGCAAUUGAAAUGUACGAAUGGGAAGCCGGUCUAGAUGAACCACGAAAAUUGCACUCUUGCUCUCUCAGUUCACCAGAUGAAACUAUAUCUUGGCAUCGCAAGGCGCUUGUUAGAUUUUCCAGAUGUGCUGAUUCUUCUAAUAUGCAGAUAGAUUCAUUUUCAUUGGAUUUUCUUAGUGAGUCAUUUUCUGGUACAUAUUCAGAAAAGAAGAGUGCUACCUUUUUCAUCGUACAGGCAAUGGCAUCACCAUCAAGCAGAAUCGGAACUUUUGCAACUGCUGCUGCGAAAGAAUAUGAUCUGCACCUGUUGCCUUGGGCGUCUGUUGCAGCUUGUAUAUCUGAUGACUCGCCUGAGAAUAGUCUUCUUAGACAAGGACAAGCAUUUUGUUCUCUUCCACUGCCAGUGUCUACGGGAUUGUCUGUGCAAGUGAAUGGUUUCUUUGAAGUUUCUUCAAAUCGACGCAGCAUAUGGUAUGGAUCAGACAUGGAUAAGGGUGGAAAACUUCGCUCUGAUUGGAACAGAUUUUUAUUAGAAGAUGUGGUGGCCCCGGUUUUUAAUGAGUUACUGCUUUGUUUGCGGAAGCUUGUUGGUCCAACUAAAGUAUAUUUUUCUUUGUGGCCAUCUGGUUCAUAUGAGGAGCCUUGGAAUAUUUUAGUUGAACAUAUCUACAAAAUUCUUUGUUCGUCUCCAGUGUUUUAUUCAGAAUUUGAAGGAGGAAGGUGGAUAUCAUUGGGUGAAGCAUUUGCUCAUGAUGAAAAGUUCUUUCAGAGUAAAGAGCUUGGCGAGGCUCUUGUCUUGUUGGGUAUGCCUGUUGUCCAUCUUCCUGAUGUACUAGUGCAUAAAUUGUUUCAGUUUUACCACAGUUUUCAGGACAGAAUUGUGAGUCCUGUGACAGUAAGGCAUUUUCUUAAGAAAUGUGUAACAUUGGCUAUGUUAAGCAGAACUUAUAGGUUAAUUUUAUUAGAGUACUGUAUUAGUGAUUUAGAUGAUGCUGAUGUUGGUAAAUAUGCAAAUGGUCUUGCAUUGCUGCCCUUGGCAAAUGGAGAAUUUGGAGUUAUCCAUGAGGCCUCCAAGGGGGCUUCAUAUUUUGUUUGCAACGAUUUGGAGUACAAGGUGCUGACCUUAGCUCCAGAUAAAAUAAUUGAUAAAAGCAUUGCUCCUGACUUAUAUAGAAGACUUUCCAAAAUUGCUAAUAGUUCUAAGACAAAUAUUAGGUUUCUUGAUGACCAGAGUCUCUUGGAGUUCUUUCCAAGGUUAUUCCCUGCAGGUUGGAAAUACAAAAACAGAGUUUCCUGGAAUCCAGAGUUGGGUACUACAUUUCCUACAGAUGAUUGGUUUGUACUUUUCUGGCAGUACCUGCGAGAUCAACCUUAUAGCUUGUCUUUAUUAAGUGAGUGGCCCAUAUUGCCAUCUACUUCAGGAUACCUCUAUCGUGCUUUGAAAUUCUCAAAGCUGGUGAAUGCAGAGUUGUUAUCUGAUAGAAUGAAAGAGCUCCUUGCCAAGAUUGGUUGUAAGUUAUUGGAUACCAAGUAUGGCAUUGAGCAUCAAGAAUUAUCUCUUUACGUUAAUGAUGGUAGUGCUGCUGGUAUUCUGAAUUCAAUUUUUGAAGUACUUUCUUCGAACAAUUACCAAUUGCAGAUGCUUUUUGAAGGCUUUUCUUUUCAUGAGAAAAAUGAACUCUGCCAGUUUCUUCUUGACCCUAAAUGGUACUAUGCAGGUUCUCUGUCUGACCUACACAUAAAGAAUUGCAAAAAGUUGCCUAUUUUUCAAGUUUAUUCCAGAGAUCAGACCACCAUACAAUUUUCUGAUUUAGAGAGUUCGAAAAAGUACUUACCACCCAAGGGCAUUCCUAAGUGCUUAUUGGAUGGCGAGUUCAUUUUCUGUAUCUCUGAAUAUGAUGAAGAUAUUUUAUUGAGAUUUUAUGGUAUUGAGCAGAUGAAGAAGACAGUAUACUACAAACAGAAUGUUUUUAACAGAAUCGACGAAUUACAACCAGAUGUUCGUGAUAUGGUCAUGCUAUCAGUUCUGCAGGAUCUGCCUCAGUUGUGCUUAGAAGAUUCAUUGUUUAGGGAGUCAUUGAAGAAGCUUAAAUUUGUAGUUACCAUCAAUGGGAGCUUAAAGAGUCCACAAUCCCUUUAUGAUCCUCGAGUGGGGGAACUGUUUGCACUUCUGGAAGAAUCUGAUUGCUUUCCUUGUGGCCCAUAUAGUGAAUCAAGUGUUCUGGACAUGUUGCUUCUUUUGGGGCUUAGAACAUCUGUAUCUACUGAUGCAAUUUUACAGAGUGCUCAUCAAAUUGAAUCCCUGAUGCACAAGGAUCAACCAAGGGCUCACAUGCGGGGUAAAGUGCUGCUUUCGUACCUCGAGGUCCAUGCAGCAAAAUGGUUGUAUAAUGUACCAAAUCACAAUUUUAGAAAGGUAAAUAUGGUGUUCUCAAAAGUUUCUUUGGCUCUCAGGCAUCAUGAUGUGACUUUGGAAGAUGAUCUUGAAAAAUUUUGGAAUGACAUGAGAAUGAUAUGUUGGUGUCCUGUCCUUAUCACGGCACCCCAUCCAUCUCUACCAUGGCCUUCUGUCACAUCUAUGGUUGCCCCCCCAAAGGUAGUCAGAUUGCAGGGAGAUAUGUGGCUGGCAUCUGCUAGCACACGCAUAUUAGAUGGUGAAUGUUCGUCUUCAGCCUUGUCAUCUAACUUAGGUUGGUCUUCGCCACCUAGUGGUAGCGUAAUUGCUGCUCAAUUGCUCGAGCUUGGAAAAAAUAAUGAAAUUGUGACAGAUCAGCUGCUUCGACAAGAAUUGGCACUAACAAUGCCAAAGAUAUAUUCUUUGUUGACAAAUUUAAUUGGUUCAGAUGAGAUUGAUAUUGUUAAAGCUAUUUUGGAGGGUUGUCGGUGGAUCUGGGUAGGGGAUGGUUUUGCAACUGCAGAUGAAGUAGUUCUUGAUGGCCACCUUCAUUUAGCUCCUUAUAUACGUGUUAUUCCUGUUGAUCUAGCAGUUUUUAGAGAAUUGUUUUUGGAUCUUGGUGUCAAGGAGCUUUUGAAGCCGGUAGAUUAUGCUAAUAUUCUCUUCCGAAUGGCUGCAAGAAAGAAGUGCUCUCCACUGGAUGGACAAGAACUCAGAACAGCGGUGUUGCUUGUCCAACAUUUGGUUGAAGUUCAAUCUCAGGAUUUGAAGGUUCAAGUUUAUUUGCCAGAUGCUUCAUGUAGGCUACUUCCUUCAACUGAUCUAGUUUUUAAUGAUGCUCCAUGGUUGCUUGUUUCCAGUGAGAGUUCAUUUGGAGAUACAUCUACUUUAGCUUUUGAUGCAAAAAGAGAAGUAUAUAACUUUGUCCAUGGUAACAUCUCGAAUGACCUCGCAGAAAAGCUUGGUGUUCGUUCUCUUCGUAGAUUGUUGCUUGCUGAGAGUUCUGAUUCCAUGAAUUUAAGUUUAUCUGGGGUUGCUGAGGCCUUUGGACAGCAUGAAGCCUUAACAACAAGGCUUAAACACAUUGUUGAAAUGUAUGCGGAUGGACCAGGGAUUCUUUUUGAACUUGUGCAAAAUGCUGAAGACGCACAUGCUUCUGAGGUAUUUUUUCUUUUGGAUAAGACUCAGUAUGGGACUUCAUCCAUUCUUUCUCCUGAAAUGGCUGAAUGGCAGGGUCCUGCACUUUACUGUUUUAACAACUCUGUUUUUAGCUCAAAAGACCUUUAUGCAAUCUCACGCAUUGGUCAAGAUAGCAAACUCGAAAAGCCAUUUGCUAUUGGAAGAUUUGGCCUUGGCUUUAAUUGUGUGUAUCACUUUACCGAUAUCCCUAGUUUUGUUUCUGGGGAGAAUAUUGUAAUUUUUGAUCCUCAUGCCAGUUAUCUGCCUGGAAUUUCUCCUUCUCACCCAGGUCUCCGGAUAAGAUAUAUGGGAAGGAGGAUAUUAGAACAGUUUCCUGAUCAAUUCAGUCCAUUUUUGCACUUCGGUUGUAAUUUGCAGGAACCAUUUCCAGGUACACUUUUUCGGUUUCCUCUAAGAAGUGAAAGUGCUGCUUCUAGAAGCCAAAUAAAGAAAGAAAAAUAUGCACCUGAGGAUGUUGAGAAACUGUUCCUGUCCUUUUCUGAAACUGUAUCUCAAGCAUUGGUUUUUCUUCGCAACAUUGAAAAGAUCACCAUAUUCGUAAAGGAUGGAACUGAUCAACAGAUGCAAUUAAUCUACAGUGUUACUAGACACAAAGUUAGUGGGCUUGUAAAACAACCACAUCAACUUCAUUCCAUGCUAAAUUUCAUUCAUGGAGAUCUCAGAAGUGGAAUGGAUAUGGAUCAAUUCUUGAAAAAACUAAGUAAGACAGAAGAUAAAGAUUUGCCAUGGUACUGUCAAAAAAUUGCAGUUGUGGAACAAAAUUCUGUGGGCCAUGUAUUGCAUUUUUGGUUCAUCAGUGAGACUAUAGGUGGUGGACGUGCUAGGAAGAAAUGUUUAUCUCUGGAUAGUAGAUCUCAUAAGUUGAUCCCCUGGGCUUCUGUUGCUGCCUAUAUGUGCUCCAUUGACUUAAAGGAUGUAAAGGAACUAAAUAAGGUUCUAAAUCAGCCUGUUUCUGGAGUAAUACAAGAUAGGAAAAAGUUUGAGGGCCGAGCAUUCUGCUUUCUGCCUCUACCUGUUACUACUGGUCUCCCAGUGCAUGUGAAUGCAUAUUUUGAACUAUCUUCAAACCGAAGGGAUAUAUGGUUUGGCAAUGACAUGGCUGGAGGUGGAAAAGCACGAUCUGAGUGGAAUAUAUGUCUCCUUGAAGAUGUUAUUGCUCCUUCUCUCGGUCGGUUGCUUGAUGUCCUUGCACAAGAGAUUGGUCCAUGUGAUCUCUUCUUUACACAUUGGCCCACUGCUGUAGGGGUUGAACCAUGGUCUUCAGUGGUACGAAAAGUAUAUGCAUCUAUUGCUGAUCUUGGACUAACUGUCCUCUACACAAAGGCUAGAGGAGGACAAUGGAUCUCAGCAAAACAAGCUAUUUUUCCUGAUUUUGAUUUUCCAAAGGCAGUCGAACUUGCAGAAGCAUUAUCUGAAGCCGGUUUGCCUAUUAUAUCGUUCUCCAAGUCAAUUGUGGAGAACUUUGUGGAGGUAUGCCCCUCAUUGCAUUUUUUGAAUCCUCACUUACUGAGAACCUUACUGAUUCGACGGAAGCGUGGCUUUAAAAACAAAGAGACAGUGAUCAUGACUCUAGAAUAUUGCUUAAGUGACAUGACAGGAUCUACAUUCUAUAAUAAGUUGCAGGGAUUGCCCUUGGUUCCUUUAGCAAAUGGAUCAUUCACAACAAUUAACAGGCAUGGGGAGGGUGAAAGGAUAUUUAUCACUUACCAACAUGAAUAUGAUCUUCUUAAAGAUUCAAUUCCACAUCUUCUUGUGGACUGCACAAUUCCAGAUGAAGCUUUUAAAACGUUAUACAGUAUGGCAAAUUCUGGGCAAUCAAACAUCCAUGUCUUGACAUGCUUUUCCCUCGUUGAACUAUUUCCUAGGAUCCUGCCCACUGAAUGGCAACUUUCCAAGCAGGUUUCUUGGACUCCAGGCUUUCAAGGUCAGCCAAGUCUACAGUGGAUGGGGUUGCUAUGGAGUUAUUUGAGGGAAUCCUGCUCAGAUCUUUCGAUAUUUGCCAAGUGGCCUAUAUUACCAGUUGGAAAUGGAUGUCUCUUGCAACUUAUUGAGAAUUCAAAUGUUAUUAAAGAUGAAGGGUGGAGUGAGAACAUGUAUUCCUUGUUGCAGAAACUAGGAUGUUCCUUUUUGAGAUCCGAUCUGCCAAUAGAUCAUCCACAGUUAAAGAACUAUGUUCAGGAUGCAACAGCAAAUGGUAUUCUCAAUGCUUUGCAGGCAAUUUCUUGCCAGCAGCAGAAUUUGAGUGAUUUGUUUGACAGUGCUUCAGUGGGAGAGAAGCAUGAAUUUCGAAGUUUUAUCUUCCAAUCUAAGUGGUUUUCUGGCAACCACCUAUGUACUAGGAACAUUGACACCAUAAAGCUUCUCCCUGUAUUUGAGUGCUACAGGAGUAGAGAACUUACCAGUUUGGUUAGUCCUGUCAAAUGGUUGAAACCCGAAGGUGUACAUGAGGACCUUUUGGAUGCAAAUUUCAUCAGAACUGAAUCUGAGAAAGAGAGGAGCAUUUUAAGAAGCUAUCUACGCAUUAGGGAACCUACCAAGUUUGAAUUUUACAAGGAUCAUGUGCUCAACCGUAUACCUGACUUCCUUUCUCAGCCAAGCAUUCUUUCUUCAAUUCUUCUUGAUGUGAAACUUUUGGUAGAAGAAGACAUUACCAUAAAAGCUGCACUAUCUGACAUUCCAUUUGUUUUAGCUGCCGAUGGGUCCUGGCAACAUCCUUCCAGGCUUUAUGAUCCUCGUGUUCCUGGCUUGCAGAAUAUGCUUCAUAAAGAAGUGUUCUUUCCUUGUGACAAGCUUAUCAAAGCUGAAAUGCUCGAUUCUCUUGUAAGCCUUGGCCUAAAAAGAUCUAUGAGUUUUACAAGUUUAAUUGAUGGUGCUAGGACAGUUUCAAUUUUACAUGACUCGGGCAAUGGCGAUGCACUUGCUUACGGUAGAAGGCUUCUUGAAUUCUUAAACUUUCUUGGGUUUCAGCUCUCACAGUCUAGCGUCAAUGAAAAAGAUGAUAGAUGUGAUUCCUUGAUACUGUCCAAGAGUGAUAGUUUUGCUUUUGGAGAUUCACAAGUGGAAGCCCCUUUAGAUGGACUCUGCAGAUCUAAUCAGGGUGAAUUUGACAUUUUUUCCAACUUUGUUCAUGAUCAAUCAGAAGAUGAAUUCUGGACAGAGUUGGCAACCAUUGCUUGGUGUCCUGUUUAUGUUGCGCCACCAGUUAAUGGACUUCCAUGGUUCAUUUCAGAAAAUUGUGUGGCAUCUCCAAAUGCUACAAGGCCAAAAUCUCAGAUGUGGAUUGUGUCAUCCAAAAUGCGAAUUCUUGAUGGUGACUGCUGCUCAUUGUACCUUCAGCAGAAACUUGGUUGGAAGGAUAAACCAAAUAUAGAAGUCUUGUGUUCUCAACUAAUUGAGCUCUCAAGGUCCUAUGAUAAACUAAAAACGCAGUCAGAGGAGGAACCAUCUGUCGAUACAGUCUUGACAAGAGAAAUCCCCUCAAUCUAUUUGUACUUACAGGAAUUUGUUGGCACUGAUAGAUUCAAAGUUCUUAAAGAAUAUCUUGAUGGUGUUCCUUGGGUGUUCAUAGGUGACAAUUUUGUGUUUCCCAGGUUGCUCGCAUUUGACUCACCCGUGAAGUACCAUCCAUAUCUUUAUGUUGUUCCCUCUGAGUUAUCAGAAUUUAGAGUUUUGCUUUCUGAAUUAGGUGUCAAAUUAACCUUUGAAGCUAUUGAUUAUGUGCAUGUAUUGCAAUGCUUAAAUCGUGAUGUUAGUGAAGAACCAUUAUCAGCUGAGCAGUUGAGUUUUGUUCGUCGUGUCUUGGAAGCCUUUGCUGACUGUUAUAUUGAGAAGCGAAUACCUGAUGCAUUACUAAAUUCACUUCUGAUUCCUGAUUCUUCAGGCAUUCUGAUGCCUACCUUGAGUCUUGUCUACAAUGAUGCACCAUGGAUGAAGAACAAUUCUCCUGGUGAGAAGCAUCUUGUUCACCCAAGCAUUAACGACGAACUGGCUAGAACUCUAGGGGUACAAUCACUUCGUAGCUUGUCAUUAGUUGAUGAGGAGAUGAUGAGGGACUUGCCUUGUAUGGAUUAUGCUACAAUAUGUGAGCUGCUUGCCUUGUAUGGAGACAGUGAGUUUCUACUGUUUGACCUUGUAGAGUUGGCUGACAAGUGCAAGGCAAAGAAAGUGCACCUGAUAUAUGAUAAACGAGAACAUCCUCGACAAUCAUUGCUCCAACAGAAUCUAGGUGACUUUCAGUCUGCUUCUUUAACAAUUGUGUUGGAAGGACCAACUUUGAGCAUGGACGAAAUAUGUAAUCUUCACCUGUCUCCUCCAUGGAAGGUUCAAGGCAGUGCUCUUCACUAUGGGUUAGGCUUGAUAAGUGGUUACUUCAUCUGUGACCUCAUGACCAUUGUUUCCUCUGGUUACUUUUACAUUUUCGAUCCUCUUGGCUUGGCUCUUGCUGCACAUUCAAAUGGUGGCCCCUCUGCAAGAUUGUUCUCCCUGAUAGAUACUGACUUGACUAAGAGAUUCAACGAUCAAUUCAGUCCAAUGCUAAUUAAUAAGGAGACUUCAGUGUCCUCAUCUAAUUCCAUGGUUAUACGCAUGCCUUUAUCUUCAAAAUGCAGGAAAGAAGAAGAAUCUGAUUGUUUAAGAGUGAAGCAUAUUUUUGACCGAUUUAUGCAUCAUGCUUCAUCAUCACUUCUAUUCUUAAAGUCAGUUCUGCAGGUGUCUUUAUCAACGUGGGAUGAGGGAAGUUUGCACCCAUCAUUAAAUUACUCCAUAUCAGUGGACCCAUCAUUUGCAAUUUCAAGGAACCCAUUUUCAGAAAAAAAAUGGAGAAAGUUUCAUAUAUCAAGAUUGUUUAGUGGUUCCGGUGCAGCCACAAAGAUAAAUGUGAUAGAUGUUCAGGUGAUUAAUGGUGGGAGUAUAUCUGUUGAUAAAUGGCUUGUAGUACUUUCUUUGGGGUCUGGACAAACUCGAAACAUGGCCCUUGAUAGGAGGUAUCUUGCUUAUGAUUUAACACCCAUUGCUGGAGUUGCAGCUCAGAUAUCUAAGAAUAGUCAUCCUAUAAAUGCUCAUACAUCCAGCUGUGUAUUGUCUCCUCUUCCCCUGUCUGGAGCCUUAAGUAUGCCUGUCACUGCUCUUGGAUGUUUUCUUGUAUGCCAUGAUGGUGGGCGGUAUCUUUUUAGCCGUCCUCAUGAAACAACUUUUCCAGAGCUACAACUUGAAACUAGAAAUCAUAUAAUUGAAGCUUGGAACAGAGAAUUGAUGUUGUGUGUUCGUGAUGCAUAUGUUGAAUUGAUUUUGGAAUUUCAAAGGCUUAGGAAGGAACCCAUCAGUUCUACGAUUGAGCCAAAUUUGGCACGUUCCGUGUGCUCUAUUUUGCAGGCUUAUGGUGAUAAAAUUUACUCUUUCUGGCCAAGGUCUAAACAACAAUUUGUCAUCUCUAGUGAGCUUGAUGUUGCUGCCAGUGGUUCAAGUUCAUCUAAAAAAAUUGAAGCAGAUUGGCAGUCAUUAAUUGAGCAAGUGAUAAGACCUUUCUAUAUGCGCCUUGUUGACCUUCCUGUCUGGCAACUUUAUGGUGGAAAUGCUGUCAAAGCUGAUGAAGGCAUGUUUUUAUCUCAAUCAGGAAAUGGAGAUGACAGCAACUUGCCACCAACCAAUGUUUGCAGUUUCAUAAAAGAACAUUAUCCUGUGUUUUCUGUACCAUGGGAAUUGGUCAGGGAAAUUCAGGCUGUUGGAAUUAAGACGAAAGAAAUUAAGCCUAAGAUGGUUCGCGAUCUCCUCAAAUCCUCCUCAUCUGUUUUAGUUAGAUCUAUUGAGACCUAUAUAGAUGUCUUGGAAUAUUGCUUAUCUGACAUUCAGCUGCAGCAGUCAUUCGGUCUGUUAAGAACUGAUGGAUCUGGGGAAGGGAGUAGUUUGCAGAUUGAAAGCAUCAUACCUUCAAACACAAAUGUGCUCAGAUCCCAUCAAAAUGCUGCCCAGAACUCCAGUAAUUCAGGUGGUGAUGCACUUGAAAUUGUUACAUAUUUUGGCAAGGCUUUAUAUGAUUUUGGUCGUGGUGUUGUUGAGGAUAUUGGCAGGACAGGUAAUACUCUGUCCUACAUACCUGCUACUGCAGGUACUGGUCCAUAUGCAGAUCGGUUACUGCCAUCUGUAGUUGCUGAACUCAAAGGCAUACCGUUUCCAACUGCAACAAAGCACCUUGUGAGGCUUGGAGUGACUGAGCUUUGGAUUGGGAGCAAGGAGCAGCAAUCUUUUAUGCAUCCUUUGACAGAUGGCUUUGUCCAUCCACUAUGUCUAGAAAAGCAUAUUUUGACUGCCCUCCUUUCUGACAAAAACAUCCAAAGGUAUUUAAAAUUGAGAGGUUUCUCUGCUCACUUAUUGUCAAGCAAUUUGAAGUUUCUUUUUAAUGAGCAAUGGGUGAGUCAGGUAAUGAGCAGUAAUAGGGCUCCAUGGGUUUCAUGGAACACCAAUACUGACCCACCAGGUGAUGGACCCACUCGUGAAUGGAUCCAACUUUUCUGGAAAACCUUUACAGCCUUAAAGGGUGAGCUAUCACUUAUAGCUGAUUGGCCUUUAAUUCCUGCCUUUCUGAAUGGGCCAGUUUUGUGUCGUGUUAAAGAGCUUCACCUAGUAUUUGUACCACCAAUUUCAGACUUAAAUCUUGUGAAUGGAACUUCAGGAACCAAUAGUGAAGAGGUUGGAUUACUGGAUUCUUCUGUGGAUAAUAUUCCAAACCUUGAACUAAACAAGUUGUAUUAUUCUGCUUUUGAAUUAACAAAGUCAAAAUAUCCAUGGUUGUUUUGUCUUCUUAAUCAAUUUAAUGUACCUGUAUAUGAUGUCUCCUUCCUGGAGUAUGGGGUACCCAAUAAUAUUCUCCCAGCACAUUCCGAAACUCUUUGUCAGGUAGUUGUAUCAAAAUUACUUGCUGCCAAAGUUGCUGGCUAUUUUUCUGUGCCAGUUGAUUUAUCAAAUGAAGACCGUGACAAACUAUUUGCCCUAUUUGCUUUGGAUGUUAAGUCAUUCAAUGGGUGUCCAUAUAAAAGAGAAGAGCUAGAUUUGUUGAGAGAACUUCCCAUAUUUAGAACUGUUCUUGGUACGUAUACAAGGUUAUUCAGCCCUGAUCAAUGUAUUCUUUCUCCGUCUACAUUCUUUCGUCCUAGAGAUGAGCGGUGUCUUUCUAAUACCAUGGAUGCAAAUGCUUUAUUCCAUGCUCUUGGAAUAAAUGAGCUAAGAGAUCAGGAUGUUUUAGUGAGAUUUGCCUUGCCUGAUUUUGAGAGGAAAACUUCAGGAGAACAGGAAGAUAUUUUGUUGUACAUCUACUUGAACUGGAAAGACCUACAAUUAGAUUCUACUGUAGUGAACUCCUUGAAAGAGACUAGCUUUGUACGUAAUGCAAAUGAACUUUGUUCAGAGCUAUUCAAACCACGGGACCUGCUUGAUCCUCAUGAUUGUUUGCUGACAUCAAUCUUCUCUGGGGAACACAACAAGUUUCCUGGGGAGAGGUUCAUUACAGAUGGUUGGCUACAGAUUUUAAAGAAAACAGGGCUUCGAACAUUUUUGCAAGCUGACACCAUAAUUGAAUGUGCAAGGCAAAUAGAGAAGCUAGGAAAUGAACAUAUUGGUGACAGGCAGGAUGCAGAUGAUUUUGAGGCAGAUUUCUCAGGUAACCAAAAUGAUGUUUCUUUUGAAGUAUGGAAUUUAGCUGUCUCUUUGGUAGAAACAAUACUUGCAAACUUUGCCUCUCUGUAUGACAACUCUUUCUGUGAGAAUCUUGGGAAGAUUUCAUUUAUACCUGCUGAGAAAGGUUUCCCUAGUAUUGGUGGUAAGAAGGGUGGGAAGAGGGUACUUACUUCAUAUAGUGAUGCUGUCUUGUUAAAAGAUUGGCCAUUGGCUUGGACCAUUGCUCCAAUUCUUGUCAAGCAAAAUGUUGUUCCUCCUGAAUAUUCCUGUGGAGCAUUUCGCUUGAGAAGUCCUCCGCUUUUUUCUACAGUCUUGAAGCAUUUGCAGGUUGUUGGAAGAGCUAACGGUGAAGAUACCCUUGCACACUGGCCUACAUCAACAGGCAUGAUGACGGUAGAAGAUGCCUUUCUAGAUAUUUUGAAGUACCUAGAUAAGAUAUGGGGAACACUCUCUUCUUCAGAUAUUCUAGAAUUGCAGAAAGUGGCCUUUGUGCCGGUAGCAAAUGGAACUCGCUUGGUUACCGUGAAUUCUCUUUUUGUUCGUCUGAUGGUUAACCUUUCACCAUUUGCUUUUGAACUCCCUAGUUUAUAUCUCCCAUUCGUGAAAAUCCUCAAGGAAAUAGGGAUGCAGGAGGUUCUUACUGUUUCCUAUGCUAGAGAACUUCUUUUAAACAUACAAAAAUCAUGUGGGUAUCAACGCCUUAAUCCUAAUGAACUUCGUGCGGUAAUCAUGAUUCUGAAUUUUAUGUGUUCUGAGGUUGUUCUUUCAACAUCAUCUGAACUAGAUUGGUUAUCUGAUGCAAUAAUCCCAGAUGAUGGCUGCAGGCUUGUUCUGGCAAGAUCAUGUGUAUAUGUUGAUUACUAUGGGUCACAAUUUCUUAGUAAUAUAGACACCUCCAGGUUAAGAUUUGCUCAUCCAGAACUUUCGGAAAGUAUAUUUAUGGCCUUUGGUGUCAAGAAACUUUCUGACAUUGUCAUUGAGGAAUUGGAUGGACCAAAAUUACAGGUUGUUAGCCAGAUUGGGUCUGUGUCUCUUAGUAGAGUAAAAGAAAAGCUUUUUAGCAAAUCAUUGCAAGAGGCAGUGUUAAUGUUAUUGGGUAACAUUUCUAAUCACUAUCCAUCACUUGAAGACCUUGGUUUAUCGCAGAUAAGGCAUCUACUGGAACAUAUUGCAGAAAAUUUGCAAUUUGUUCAAUGGCUCCACACUCGAUUUCUUUUACUUCCAAAGCUCCUGGAUAUUACACGGAUAACCAAGCAUUCCACCAUUGUUGAAUGGGACGACAGUGUUAAACAUCGAACUGUUUACUUCAUAGACAAAUCAAAGGAUCACAUUUUGAUUGCAGAGCCUCCAAGUUUUAUGACAGUGUAUGAUGUAGUUGCCACUGUCACAAGCCAGGUUUUGGGGGCACCGGUGACUCUACCAUUUGGGCCACUUUUUGCCUGCCAAGAUGGUUCAGAAAAAGCAGUUCUCAGAGCACUAAAAUUAGGGUCUGAACAUGGAACCAUAAAACGUGAAAGUAAAAACAAUUCUUUAGUGGGAAAAGAAUUAUUAUCUCAAGAUGCUCUUCAGGUGCAGUUCCUUCCAGUACGACCAUUUUACUCAGGAGAAAUAGUUGCAUGGAAGACAGGAAGAGAAGGGGAGAAACUUAGGUAUGGUAGAGUUCCAGAAGAUGUAAAGCCAUCAGCUGGUCAAGCACUGUACAGAUUUCCUGUGGAGAUUGCUCCUGGAGAAACCCAAGUACUACUUUCUUCACAGGUUUUCUCUUUCAAAAGUGUUUCUAUGUCCAAUGUGGCUUGCAUGCCAUCCUUAAGAGAGGACAAUGAAGGCAUAAACAGAAAUCGAAUGCUUCAUGGCCAGACAUCCAAGGAUUCUGGAAAUGAGAAGAUGAAAAGCCAGACUUCAAAAGAACUCCAAUAUGGAAAAGUAUCUGCGCAAGAAUUGGUGCAAGCAGUCCAUGACAUGCUUUGGGCUGCUGGAAUUAAUAUGGAUGCUGAGAAGCAAACACUUCUCCAAACAACGUUAACUCUGCAAGAACAGCUGAAAGAAUCUCAGGUUGCUCUUUUGGUCGAGCAGGAAAAGGUCGAUGCAGCAGUGAGAGAAGCUGAUGCAGCUAAGACAGCAUGGUCAUGUCGAGUGUGUCUUAGUGCUGAGGUGAACAUCACGAUUGUUCCCUGUGGACAUGUUUUAUGUCUAAGAUGCUCUGCUGCUGUUUCUCGCUGCCCAUUCUGUCGUACCCAGGUUUCCAGAACUAUGAAGAUUUUUAGACCAUGAAAUGUGAUUGAGGUCCAUCUUAGGAUGAUUUUAAGGUGCUUGAGGCAUACAAUGUUUGAAGCAUGGAAACCGAGGACCAAAUGCUUUAUUCCCAUCAACAAAGCGACAUGCCUGAGCGAUAGUUUUCAUUUAGAGGAAGGAUUGACCAUGUUCACAAGAGCAUGAUUUGUGGCUUGCAUUGCAGGGAGAAAGCAUGUCCUGAAUGGAAAUACAACUUCUGGGAGAUUAGAGAAGAACAUCUGUUCUCAUGGUACAAAAACCUUUUCUUGUCCUGUAAUUUCUUCUCUUUAGCCGUAACAUAUCUCUGUAUAUGACAGGCUAAUAUCUGAAGCAGCCUUCUGCAUGCCCAAGAAAGUGGCAGAAGAUGAUCGAUACAAGAGAAUCAAUAGGUUACUGAUUCAGUGUGAUCCUUCUGUAGCUUUAUCGUGUAUUGCCUAAAUUUGUAAAUGCCUCUUAGCAGCCAAAUUUACUUGGUGAAAGUAUAUUUCCUCUCCUUCCACAAUAUUUUUUGGGGUUGUACAUACUGUUUCAUUUCUCUGUCAAUAACUUGUCCAGUUCAAUUUUAUUUUCUUACUGAGUUCAACUUUACUCUCAAAUGAGCAUUGAAGUGCAAAAGAUUUGGCCAUGGGAUACCAUCAUCUACUUUUA